GAGCAGUUCUGAGCGCGCUGAGGGAACGCCGACCCCGAGAGGCCGACGGGGAGCAAGUUAUUCCAGCUCAUCAGCUGUGUUGCAACUUUUGAAUUCAACCCUCAUCUGGAGAGCAACCGCUCCCCCAAAGAGGAACGCAGGCCGGAGGCGAGCGGACACACGUCUUCCUGUGAGCGGUGCGCCCGCGUCCCGUCAGCGUGCCGACCGCGAGCAGAACGAGGGCAACGACGGCUUCAAAGAAUCAGAAAGUCACUUUUUAGUUGGAUUUGAUUUUGAGAUCUAUGAAAGACGGAGACCACACCCAGAGUCCUGGUCGGUGGCUUUAAAGAUGCGCUUCACACAUUUCGUGACAGCGUCUUCCCGACAUGUGUCCGACAUUGUUUGGCUCCGCCCUCUUUGCAUUCGUCCAGACACGCUCAGCGGGUGGUCGGCUCAUCCAUGACACAUACAUGACGCCGCCGCGUGGAGCUGCUCACAGGCUGAGCCGCGCAGCCGGCCACGGGGAGACCGCCGCCUGCUGGCUCUGAGCCGCCUCCCACCGCGAGCUGCUGCACGCCGCCAGUGUGUCAACAGCAGCAGCUGAGAGGAAGCCUUCAGUCCACACACACACUGAACAGAGGAAGAGGGAGGGAAAGAGACGGCAGCCCGAUUGAAAUGUAGAGCGAGUGUGUGGGAAGUGGAAGGAUGGAGGUGAAAGAGCACGAGAUUGAGCGAUGGCAGAGAGGAAUCUGACAGAGAGAGAGAGAGAGAGAGAUUUCAACUUUAACUUUUCAUCUAGCGCCACCAUGAGGUCAGCAGUCCUAUGCACCUCCCCCUCAGCCCAUGGCCCCGCCCAGCCCUGGCAUCACAGGAGGAGGAGGAGGAGGAGGAGGGCUGAUGGAGCAGCUGAGUAAGACCAACCUGUACAUCCGGGGCCUGCCGCUGGCCACCAGCGACCAGGACCUGGUCAAGCUGUGCCAGCCGUUGGGGAAGAUCGUGUCCACCAAGGCCAUCCUGGACAAGAACACCAGCCAAUGCAAAGGUUAUGGCUUCGUGGACUUCGACAGCCCUGCGGCGGCCCAGAAGGCCGUGGCUUCGCUCAGAGCCAGCGGAGUCCAGGCUCAGAUGGCAAAGCAACAGGAGCAGGACCCCACCAACCUGUACAUCUCCAACCUGCCGCUGUCCAUGGACGAGCAGCAGCUGCAGAGCACGCUGAAGCCCUUCGGCCACGUCGUCUCCACGAGGAUCCUGAGGGACGCCAGCGGCCUGGGCAGAGGAGUCGGCUUCGCUCGGAUGGAGUCCACGGAGAAGUGUGAUGUGGUGAUUCAGAAUUUCAACGGGAAGUUCUUGAAAACCCCCCCGGGCAUGACAGCGCCUGCAGAGCCCCUGCUGUGCAAGUUUGCCGACGGCGGGCAGAAGAAGAGGCAGACCCCGGGGAAGUAUCCGCAGAGCGGCCGGCCGUGGACACGGGAAGGGGAGAGCGGCAUGGCGCUGACGUGUGACCCCACCAUGCCCAACGGGUUUUACUCGUCGCCGUACAGCAUCUCCAAUCGGAUGAUCACACAGACGUCCAUCACUCCCUUCAUCGCGGCUUUCCCCGUCUCGACAUACCAGGUCCAGAGUACAUCCUGGAUGCCACAUCAACAGUAUGUUAUGCAACCUCCAUACAUGCCGGCUGCAGCUGCUAUGCAAGGACCCUACAUCCCCCAGUACACUGCAGUGCCGGCCAUCACACUGGAGGGCGUGGUGACGGACCCGUCCUCACAGGCCGCCGCCCCCCCGCCGCAGGACGCCGGCGGGCAGCAGCCGUUACCCGUGGAGAACACCGGAGAUCCUUCCACAGCCUACUGCUACCGGCAGUCUAAAUAAGCAGACGGUCCGCCGCCGACCAAGAGAGACGCAACGGGGACAGAAGAGUGGGCGACAUGAGGGGAGGAGGCUUCCACCAAUUAAAAGACUGAAUGAAACAGAUCAUCCAUUAUAUUUCUCACCUGGUUGAACCAAGGAAAAGAAAAAAGAAAGGAAACAAAGAAACGACGAUUGGCCGAACCGGAGCACGAUGAAGUCCAUCGCCGUCUGCAUCUCCGGGUCGUUUCCGCUGUGAGGCUGGACUUUGCCUCUGGGGAGAAAGAGAAGAAGACGGACUGAAAGCUGAACUCCACCCACACGAUGUGCAGAAGGAAAGAACAUCUGCAGGUAGAUCUUCAGACUUUUUUUAUCCAGAAAGAAAAGAAGCAAAGUCUAGAAAACAAAACCCAGCUCGUCUUCCUUUGAUAUUCAGCUCCAUUGUUUUCUUUCAUUUUAUUAUUUGAGUAGUUUUCUAGAAUAUCAAUUUUUUCGUAAAUCUUUAUUGCCUUAAUUUUCUCAAACUUUGGGGAAAAAACUUUUCCAUAGUGUUGAAUGAUUUGAGAAGUUCUUAAAGAGUUCUCGAAGCUAUUUGUACAGGAUUUUUUAAAAAGGUAGUAAUGUAUGAAGAUGAUUUUAUGUGGUGGUUAAAAAAGAAACUUCUUAAAUGCAGCUUGUGGGAAGGGUCCCUUCUCUUCCUCCUGGGACACGUUAACAUGGGACAACACUCGGUCUCCUCCUCACGUUUGUAUUAUGUUGGUUUUGUCCUUUAACCUUCAGAAGGUUUUGCUUCUCUCUGCAAGAAGAAAAGUAAAAAGAAAAGUUUCUGACACUCACAGAAUGCAGAAAUAAAUGCUGUAGGACUUUAAAUGUGCAAAAAGCAAUAGUUUCAGUCAGACUGUUGACAGUUUCUUGAGUCUUUCUUAACCGUUGAACACAAGCAGCCGUCAGGUGGCACCUUUUAUACCAAAGAUGAAGAAACGAGAGUGAAGCUCCUUAAGUUGCUGUUUCUUUAUUCGCUCACCUCUGGACCUGGGACUCGUAGUGAUGGUUGGCAUGAGAGACGAUCAAGGUGUGAGCGGCCGCUUCGUUCGGCUCGUGAACAUCCUGACGGGUCGAGGAGCAACGCCGGGUUUUCCGUUUUUGGGUCGCCUCCUUUGUUGUCGUGUUGUUGUCUUUCUGGAGAGCUGAUGAUGACGCGUGAGCUGCUGAAUGCUUUUCACUCAUAAGGCUCGAGGCUCGUGUUGGGUGGCAGAGGAAGAGGUGCCGCUCCAGAAGGACAUCUGAAGCCAGGAUACUGUGGAGGAAGGGAAGUCGUAUCCUCGAUAUCGAUACUUAAGAAGCAUCCUGCAAGUCGUGGCGACAGAGGAGACGAGUUUCUGGUUGAAAUCCUCGAGAGAAAUCUGAGAAGAAGACUUUCUUUUUUGGUCAGAUGUGGUAAUAACAAUCUGCACUAUGUCCUGAGUAACGGAACAAGAACUCCCCUUUAACGUCACUGGCUGAGCUCUGAGGUCACACCCUUGAAGCCCCGCCUACCUGACACUGCCAACGAAAAGAAGCUAACGAUACUAGCAACAGACGGACGCAGUGCGGUUCUACCAAAAUCAAGCAGAUACAAAAACCUCUAAGGGAACAUACAUUAUUGAGAGAAGAGAGAAAGUAGAGAACAAAAGUACUAUUUAUGAGAUCUUUUCUGUACAGGUGUGUAAAAGAAGAUGCAACAGAAAUAACUUGUUGCUAUUUUUUUAUUUUCUUGGUCACAUGCCUCCCAUGUGUUUCAACGUGUGGUCCUGAGAGUGUCUGUAGAACCAGUGGAUGUUGCUGUAAUUUCAAAUGUCUCUUUUCUUUUUCGACAAGUCUUUCAAAAAUAAAAUGUUUUAAACAGUCAA
Messenger RNA from Pseudoliparis swirei, 3713 nucleotides. RefSeq names its product RNA-binding motif, single-stranded-interacting protein 3-like. Gene Ontology annotation, molecular function: poly(U) RNA binding; poly(A) binding; mRNA 3'-UTR binding. NCBI's taxonomy places the organism in Eukaryota, Metazoa, Chordata, Actinopteri, Perciformes, Liparidae. The transcript is spliced from 13 exons. Gene Ontology annotation, cellular component: cytosol; nucleus; ribonucleoprotein complex. Bases 823 to 1848 code for a protein of 341 amino acids. The record is from RefSeq and is a predicted model, not a curated record.